This is a messenger RNA of Saccharomyces eubayanus, 1413 nucleotides long. It is a transcript of the gene STE3, whose product is annotated as Ste3p. Gene Ontology annotation, cellular component: membrane. Gene Ontology annotation, biological process: G protein-coupled receptor signaling pathway. Gene Ontology annotation, molecular function: mating-type factor pheromone receptor activity. Lineage: Eukaryota; Fungi; Ascomycota; Saccharomycetes; Saccharomycetales; Saccharomycetaceae. The record is from RefSeq and is a predicted model, not a curated record. The transcript has a single exon. Bases 1 to 1413 code for a protein of 470 amino acids.
AUGUCAUACAAGUCAGCAAUAAUAGGACUAUGUCUACUUGGUGUGAUAUUACUCAUACCACCUUUAGCGUGGCAUUCCAAGACCAAGAAUAUUCCGGCUAUAAUUUUGAUAACGUGGUUGCUCAUAAUGAAUAUAACGUGUAUUGUAGACGCGGCUAUAUGGAGUGGUGAAGACUUCCUAACAAGAUGGGAUGGUAAAGGUUGGUGUGAUAUUGUUAUCAAACUGCAAGUCGGUGCGAAUAUUGGUAUAUCGUGUGCCGUCACUAACAUAAUCUAUAACUUGCAUGCUAUUUUGAAGGCAGAUAGUGUUCUACCAAAUUUGUCAUCGUGGAAAAAGAUUGUCAGAGAUCUUCUGAUAAGUCUACUGACACCGGUAAUAGUCAUGGGGUUCUCGUAUUUAUUACAAGUGUUCAGGUACGGUAUCGCUCGUUAUAAUGGUUGCCAGAACCUACUGUCACCAACAUGGAUUACUACCGUCCUAUAUACAGUAUGGAUGCUUAUAUGGUCACUGGUCGGCGCCGUUUAUGCCACUUUGGUAUUGUUUGUGUUUUAUAAAAAACGCAAAGACGUCAGGGAUAUUUUACAUUGUACCAAUUCCGGCUUGAACUUAACAAGGUUUGCAAGACUAUUGAUCUUUUGCUUUAUCAUUAUACUGGUUAUGUUUCCCUUUUCCAUUUACUGCUUCGUUCAAGACCUCCAACAAGUGGGUGGACAUUAUAGCUUCAAAGAUACACAUUCGAGUACAAUCUGGAAUACUAUCAUUAAAUUUGACCCUGGCAGGCCAGUUUAUAAUAUUUGGCUUUACGUUUUGAUGUCCUGUUUGGUGUUUCUAAUCUUUGGAUUGGGCUCUGAUGCCUUAGAGAUGUAUUCUAAGUUCCUGCGUUCAAUUAAAUUGGGCUUCGUACUGGAUCUAUGGAAGAAUUUUGUUGAUAAGAAUAAAGAAAAACGUGUUGGGAAACUACUCAAUAAGUUAUCCUCAGGUAAAGAGCGCCAUAAUCCUUUCUCCACAGACUCCGAAAAUUAUAUUACCACAGGUACAGAAGGGUACUCCCCUGGUGCAGGCACGCCGAUAUCUCAAGCACAUUUCUAUGUUGAUUAUCGAAUUCCAGAAGAUCUUGGAAAAUCGCAAAAUAGAAGCAAAAAGAGCUUGUUCAAUAGCAAUAAAGCAGACGGUAUUUUUAAUGAUGUGGAACUUAAAGAGAGCAGGCACAUACCUUACCUUACACAAGGACAGAACAUUGAUGACGGAAUCUCACUCGGCGGUUUUUCAAAAGUCACAUUGGAUUGCUCGGAAAAGUCAGAUAAUUGUGCAAGCUCUUAUUUUGAAGGAGAAAGCCUCUGUUACUCGCCGACUUCUAAGCAAGAAGACUUUAGCUCAAAUGAACCUAGUUCAGAAGACACCGCAUUUCGUUGA